This is a messenger RNA of Macroventuria anomochaeta, 711 nucleotides long. RefSeq lists its product as uncharacterized. The record is from RefSeq and is a predicted model, not a curated record. Lineage: Eukaryota; Fungi; Ascomycota; Dothideomycetes; Pleosporales; Didymellaceae. The transcript is spliced from 4 exons. Bases 1 to 711 code for a protein of 236 amino acids.
AUGAAGCUUCUCUACCUUACCCUGCCUCUGUUGGGAUCGCUAGCUAUUGCUCAAUCACUCGUGGAAGAUGACUGUCAGUGUCCUCAAGUCAAGUGCCCUGCCAGUGACACCUUUGAGGGCUGCAGAUGUACUAACCUUGCUGAGCUGAGAUGCAAAAGACGGUGUCCUAACUACACACCAACGAAGUUCAAGGUAGGUCCCAUGCAGUCAACAUCAGAAACAUGCAAGUGCGAGGAAGGCAUGUGCGUUCAAGCGUGGCCUGCAAGCUGCAUCUGCGCCAACGCAAACAAGCAUGCAUGCUGGAAGAAGUGUGGCGGUGUGAAGCCGGCCUUUCAGGUGAGUCCUUGGCAUUCUCAUCUUAUCCCAUACAUUAUUGUCUCCUGGGCAUUGUCCAGCAGACAUCGUCCUACACCAACACCCACCGGCGAGUUCCGCAAAGUCCAGAUCUGCGGCGGCGGCCGCGCAAACACAAACAUCUGCCCUACCGGCUACACUUGCAUCGACGACCCCUACAAACCGGGCUGCGGACUCGCAUGCGACCAGACGGGCAUUUGUGUCAAGGAUCAACUAUGCGGAGGCUUUGCUGAAUUCAAAUGCCCCGACAAUAGGCAGGUCUGUGUUGAUAAUCCGAGAGAUGAUUGUGAUCCUAAGAAUGGGGGUGCGGAUUGUGGGGGGUUGUGCGUUUGGCCUCCUGCGCUGAGGGCUGCUUAG